AUGAUGGAUAUUGCGUUCAUUAUUGGAAACCAUUUUCAAAUUUUAUUUCAUCUUCUAUUAUUUCUUAUUGCUAGCUGUCUAUCUCAACAAAAUGUUGUUGCCAAAUUUCGUUUUGCAUACCUUAGUGCUACAAACGAACCAAAAGUACGUCAAAUUGAUGCCUCGGAGAAUGAACUAUUGGCGAAUAUUUGUGGCAAGGCUUCAUUACAUGAAUUACUCAAUUAUCCAUGGGCUGUUUCUAUAGCUUUAAAUGGUACAAAUAAGCUUGGCGGUGUAAUCAUAUCACCAUAUCAUAUCCUUACUGCAGCACACCCAUUUGUCAAUUUCAGUGGAUACAGUUUUAUUCCAUGCAAAGCAAGUGCCUAUCGUAAUAUUACCAAAUUAUUAAAUCGCAAAAUUUUAUUUGGUGGCAAAUGUAUUCGUGGUUUUACAGCCACUAAAACAAAUCAUCCAUUGUGCCAAGAAGCAGACGUAUUGGAGAGUAGGAUUCGUACAAUAAUUGUUGAUAACGAUUUUAUCAGCAAAAAUUGUACAAAAGGUCAUGAUUGGGCAAUUAUUGAAGUCGAACAACCAUUUAUAUUUACCGAUAGAGUAAGACCAAUAUGUUUGCCGUUGAAGAAUGAAAAAUUGCAAGAUAUUUUAAUGAUCUUUGGAUGGGGACGAAAAAAUGUAUUCUCAUCUGGUAGCCCGUUAAUUCAUGAAAUUCCAAUGAAACUUGACGUGAAUUGUCAAGCAUCUUGGAGUGAUACAAUGCCAACAAAAAUUGAUGAUUACAUAUGCAUGAAAUCAUUGGAUCCAAAGCAUUACGAUACACCACGUACUUGUUACGGCGAUAGUGGUAGUGGUAUGGAACAAAUUAACGAUGAUGGAAUAGCAACGGUAGUUGGCAUUACAUCAUAUGGUCUAAAAGGAUGUCCACCAAAUGAACUUGCUCGAUUCACACGAGUUGAUCGUUACCUUGAUGAUAUAUGUGAAAUAACUGGUGUUUGUUAUACCAUCCAAAAUUUAACAUUAUUUUAA
Molecule: messenger RNA, 1020 nt
Organism: Cercopithifilaria johnstoni
Lineage: Eukaryota; Metazoa; Nematoda; Chromadorea; Rhabditida; Onchocercidae
Source: the annotation of a GenBank genome assembly